This is a messenger RNA of Knipowitschia caucasica, 1113 nucleotides long. The record is from the annotation of a GenBank genome assembly. NCBI's taxonomy places the organism in Eukaryota, Metazoa, Chordata, Actinopteri, Gobiiformes, Gobiidae.
AUGGCUAGUUUCGCCCUCAUCUGGAGAGUCAGGAGGAGGGUCUUCUGCUGUGUUCAUCUGGAGAGUCAGGAGGAUGGUCUUCUGCUGUCUUCUGCUGUGUUCAUCUGGAGAGUCAGGAGGAGGGUCUUCUGCUGUGUUCAUCCGGAGAGUCAGGAGGAUGGUCUUCUGCUGUGUUCAUCUGGAGAGUCAGGAGGAUGGUCUUCUGCUGUGUUCAUCUGGAGAGUCAGGAGGAGGGUCUUCUGCUGUGUUCAUCUGGAGAGUCAGGAGGAUGGUCUUCUGCUGUGUUCAUCUGGAGAGUCAGGAGGAGGGUCUUCUGCUGUGUUCAUCUGGAGAGUCAGGAGGAGGGUCUUCUGCUGUGUUCAUCUGGAGAGUCAGGAGGAGGGUCUUCUGCUGUGUUCAUCUGGAGAGUCAGGAGGAGGGUCUUCUGCUGUGUUCAUCUGGAGAGUCAGGAGGAGGGUCUUCUGCUGUGUUCAUCUGGAGAGUCAGGAGGAUGGUCUUCUGCUGUGUUCAUCUGGAGAGUCAGGAGGAUGGUCUUCUGCUGUGUUCAUCUGGAGAGUCAGGAGGAGGGUCUUCUGCUGUGUUCAUCUGGAGAGUCAGGAGGAGGGUCUUCUGCUGUGUUCAUCUGGAGAGUCAGGAGGAUGGUCUUCUGCUGUGUUCAUCUGGAGAGUCAGGAGGAUGGUCUUCUGCUGUGUUCAUCUGGAGAGUCAGGAGGAUGGUCUUCUGCUGUGUUCAUCUGGAGAGUCAGGAGGAGGGUCUUCUGCUGUGUUCAUCUGGAGAGUCAGGAGGAGGGUCUUCUGCUGUGUUCAUCUGGAGAGUCAGGAGGAGGGUCUUCUGCUGUGUUCAUCUGGAGAGUCAGGAGGAUGGUCUUCUGCUGUGUUCAUCUGGAGAGUCAGGAGGAGGGUCUUCUGCUGUGUUCAUCUGGAGAGUCAGGAGGAGGGUCUUCUGCUGUGUUCAUCUGGAGAGUCAGGAGGAGGGUCUUCUGCUGUGUUCAUCUGGAGAGUCAGGAGGAGGGUCUUCUGCUGUGUUCAUCUGGAGAGUCAGGAGGAGGGUCUUCUGCUGUGUUCAUGGAGUGCAUGCUACAACAAAAGGCAGAUAGCUAUACAAGAAAUAUGA